This is a messenger RNA of Aspergillus costaricaensis CBS 115574, 814 nucleotides long. Its product is annotated as WW domain-containing protein. Bases 104 to 706 code for a protein of 200 amino acids. The transcript is spliced from 2 exons. Gene Ontology annotation, molecular function: protein binding. Lineage: Eukaryota; Fungi; Ascomycota; Eurotiomycetes; Eurotiales; Aspergillaceae. The record is from RefSeq and is a predicted model, not a curated record.
UUUAUUCUCAAUCACAACAUAGACCAGUAGUACUUACUUCAGUGCUUACGUUCAUUUCAUCAAAAUAUUCCCCGAAGUUAUCCCAACUCAUAAGGCGUCAAGAAUGCCUCCACCUGCUCCUAUCGUUCCCGAGGGCUGGAAAGCCGAAUUUGAUGACCGAUAUCAGGAAUGGUACUAUGUCAAUCUUCACACCGGACGCUCGCAAUGGGAACGGCCAGACCGGCCAGCCCAGCCUGAUGGCGCGGCUCCUCCUCCCCAGGGUCCCCCGCCCAGUUACGAGGCCACCACGCGUGAUCGACAAGAUCCUGAUCCACGAGCUCGGGAUCGUCCGGAUGCCUCCUACUACGUCUCCCCGCGACCUGCGUCGCAGUCCAACUAUGUGCCGAAUCGAGGGGAAGGGCCCUAUGGCUACCCGCAGCCCCAGUACGGGUACAAUGGCUACGGCUAUAACCCUGCGUAUCCCCCGCAACCUGCCUACCCCAAUCAGUAUCCCAAUGCCUACCAGAACGGCCCCGAUCAAGCCCAAGCCCCGCGCAAUCAGAAGCAGAAGAAAGGCAUGGGCAAGAUGGGGGCUGCUGCCCUAGGAGUGGGCGGAGGAUUGCUGGGAGGAUUUCUGCUCGGAGAAGGCAUCGAGGCGUUGGAGGAUGAUUUUGAUGGUCCACCACCGCCAGGACCGGACUUUGACGACUUUGGAGGAGGUUUUUAAACCUUCUAAUGCUUGAUUGUGGUUAUUUUCGCGACGACGACAUGAUGCGUUGUAGGAGAGAUGUUUAUGCCAACUCGAUACCCAAUAGACUUCAAUACAGACUCCUUC